GCAACUCCUGUCACAAAUCAUCAAUCACCAAAACAAUGUCUUCUUCUCUUUCAGCACCAACAAUGCCGUUGCUUUCCCUCUUCCUUUUCUCGCUCUUUUCCUUCAUCGCCCAAGCCGCUGUUCCUCGCAACGCAACAUUCAAGUAUCUCAAUGGAGGAGAAUUCGGGCCGUACGUUGUUGAGUACGACGGAAACUAUCGUACUCUGCCCGUUUUCAGCUCCCCAUUCCAGCUCUGCUUCUACAACACCACCCCAAAUGCCUUCACACUCGCCUUGCGGAUGGCUACCACGCGCUCGGAGUCACUCUUCCGUUGGGUUUGGGAAGCCAACAGAGGCAACCCAGUUCGCGAAAACGCCACCCUCUCUUUCGGCGCCGACGGGAACUUGGUCUUGGCCGACGCCGGCGGCCGGGUCGCUUGGCAAACCAACACGGCCAAUAAAGGCGUUGUCGGGUUCAAAUUGCUCCCAAACGGUAACUUGGUCCUUCAUGACUCCAAGGGAAAUUUCGUCUGGCAGAGUUUUGACCAUCCAACGGACACCCUCUUGGUCGGGCAAUCUCUACGCGCCGGCGGCCCAGCCAAGCUUGUGAGCAGAGCUUCCGAAAGGGAUAACGUAGAUGGGUCUUACAGCUUGGUGAUGGAGACCAAACGAGUGGCUCUGUACUAUAAAAGGGUUCUCUAUUUCUCACCAUCUGAUUGGUUUUAUGUCCCAGAAAGUUACUUACAAUAUGUGAAGAUAUAUGCUUCCCCAGACACCGACGAGGGCUAUGCUUAUGACAUAGGCUUAGACUACCAAGUGGCAAACUCCUCAUCCUCCGGCAAUCGGAUUUUGGCCAGGCCGAAGUACAACAGCACAUUAUCAUUUCUUCGUCUUGGCAUCGAUGGAAAUCUCAGGCUGUAUACUUACUACGACAAGGUGGAUUGGGGUGCUUGGGAGGUGACAUACACUCUGUUUGACAGGGACUCUGCUGAGAGCGAGUGCCAAUUGCCCGAGCGUUGUGGGGCAUUGGGGAUUUGCGAGGACAACCAAUGCGUUGCCUGCCCUUUGUCAAAUGGGUUGGUGGGGUGGAGCAAGGAUUGCAAGGCCAAGAAGCUAACUUCUUGUGGCGUGAAAGAUUUUCGAUACUAUAAGGUUGAAGGUGUUGAUCAUUUCAUGAGUAAAUUCACGGCGGGAGAUGGGGUGAACGAGAGUGCUUGUGGGAAGAAGUGCUCGGCAGAUUGCAAGUGCUUGGGCUACUUUUACCAUGGGGAGAGUUCCAAGUGUUGGAUUGCUUAUGAUCUCAACACCCUGACAAAAGUCUCGAAUUCUACUCAUGUGGGCUAUAUAAAGGUGCCGAAUCACUAACAAGGCGAAAGUGGGGAAAUAUCUUGGUGUUAUUUGAUCAAGCUCUUGUUCCCUAUUAAUAUGUACUCAAUAUCUAAGGAGUUUUGGAAAGUUGUGUGUGUGUGUUUCACUUCCCCAAUCGGAGAAGAUGGGAUCCAUGAAAAAAAUAAGCUUGUUAUAAUGCUCAUAAAUUCAUAAUGGGGUUUUUAUUAUUA
Corylus avellana is the source of this 1537-nucleotide messenger RNA. RefSeq names its product epidermis-specific secreted glycoprotein EP1. Gene Ontology annotation, cellular component: plant-type cell wall. NCBI's taxonomy places the organism in Eukaryota, Viridiplantae, Streptophyta, Magnoliopsida, Fagales, Betulaceae. The record is from RefSeq and is a predicted model, not a curated record.